UUGCGACGUUUCUGUUUUAUUCAGGUCGAGACGACGGUACCUGAAGAUUCGCUGCUGGUCACAAAUGGUGUAAGUGCAAUAAGGCAGGUACUUCAUCCCCUUGCAUUGCGCUCAUCAUUUGUGCUGUCUCCCCUCUUCUACAAAUUUAUCAAUAUCUCACGAUACGAAGCUUUACCGGACGAUGGAAACUGUUCGCUGGAAGACGAGUUAACUUUUAUCAGAGACAGGGUACUGCGUUACUUACAUCGGGGUACGUUUUCUACCACUUGA
Gongylonema pulchrum is the source of this 270-nucleotide messenger RNA. Lineage: Eukaryota; Metazoa; Nematoda; Chromadorea; Rhabditida; Gongylonematidae. The record is from the annotation of a GenBank genome assembly.